Molecule: messenger RNA, 2157 nt
Organism: Penicillium lagena
Lineage: Eukaryota; Fungi; Ascomycota; Eurotiomycetes; Eurotiales; Aspergillaceae
Product: ADP-ribosylglycohydrolase family protein
Exons: 1
Coding region: 1-2157 (718 amino acids)
Source: RefSeq, a predicted model, not a curated record
AUGCCUCCUCCCCCGGACUAUCUCGAGCGGGUUUAUGCCGGUGUGCUCGGAAAGUUGAUCGGGGUGUACCUGGGCCGCCCAUUUGAGCUCUGGAGCCAUCAACGCAUCGUGAAGGAGCUGGGCGAGAUCCAUUACUAUGUCCACGAAAAGACUGGGGAGCCUCUGGUCGUCACCGACGACGACGUGACAGGGACGUUCAUGUUCCUCCGUGCGUUGGAGGAACACGGCGCGGGUGCCGAUUUGACCGCAGAGCAGGUCGGCAAGACGUGGCUCAACAAUAUCAUCCUAUACCGCUCCGUCUUUUGGUGGGGUGGCAAUGGAAUCUCCACGGAGCAAACGACCUUCCUCAAUCUCAAGAAGGGCAUCCCGGCUCCGACCAGUGGCUCGAUGAGGACCAAUGGCAAGGUCAUUGCCGAGCAAAUCGGUGCUCAGAUCUUCAUCGAUGGCUGGGCCAUGGUGUCCCCCGGCAAUCCUGACCAAGCCGUGAAGCUAGCAGAGCAAGCGGCUACGGUCAGUCAUGACGGUGACGCCGUGCAUUCUGCCAAAAUGAUUGCAGCGAUGGAAGCAGAAGCCUUUCUCUCUGCCGAUGUGGACCAUCUUAUCGAUACUGGCCUGCAAUAUGUGCCCCAAGAUUCAACGGUCCGAAAAGUGGUGGACGACAUUCGUCAAUGGGCCAAAAUAGACCAGGACUGGUAUAAGACGCGGGAGCGAUGCGAGCAACACUAUGGAUUGAACAAGUACCCCGGCAUCUGUCAUGUCAUUCCGAAUCUCGCCAUCUGCAUCCUGGCAUUAGUCUAUGGAGGGUCCAGUUUCCACGAUGCCAUGACCAUUGUCUGUACGGCUGGAGAAGACACCGACUGCAACGGCGGCACAGUGGGCUGCCUCGUGGCCUUGAUGCAUGGACUCCAGGGUUUCGAGGAUGGCCAGGACUGGAGGUCACCGGUAGCUGACCGGGCCCUAUUAUCGGGCACGGAUGGCGGCUACGCGAUCAACAACGCAGCAAGACUUGCAUAUGAUGUGGUGAACAUGGGACGCCGCAUCCAGAAUCUUGAGCCAUUACCUGCUCCAAAGAACGGAGACCAGUACUACUUUACCCUACCCGGCAGUGUCCAAGGCUUCCGUGCCUCUGAAAGCACGCUCCAGCCUGGUAUGGCAAAAGUGGCUCAGGCAGUCGAUGACCAGGGACGUCCAGGGCUUUCUAUCCAACUGGACAAGUUGUCCAAAGCCGAGUCCGUGGAUGUUCUCACAGACGUCUUCACUCCACCAGAGGUGCUCAACAUGCGCACCUACGAACUCAUGGCGUCUCCCUUGGUCUACUCGGGGCAAACCUUGAAGGCUGUUCUGCGUGGAGUGACGAAGGGUCGGGCUGUGCUCGCAUCCAUUCGAAUCAGGGUCUACAACGAGAACGAUGGCCUUGAUACCUUGGAUAGUCCUUCGACUCUCAUCCAAGACGGCGAGGAAAAGACACUCACGUGGGAGAUACCCCCAACGGACGGACAACCAGUCCAAAAAAUAGGAAUUGUCCUACACGCCGCUGCUGGAUCUGUGAGCGGCACGGUCUGGUUGGAUCGUAUGAGCUGGAGCGGUGCCCCUCGAUUGACGCUGAAGCCACCGAGCAAGGGCAUCUUCGAAUCUACCCCUGGACAAGGAACCACGGCUCUUAGCAUCCCCAAGUGCGAUUUAUGGCGGCGGGCCUGGGUCCGUGGCGUGGACAAGUGGAACAUCGAAUUUCCCGUUCCCUUCCGCGUCUCUAACAACCAUGGCGAGGGCAUGAUUAUCCACGGCACUCGGGACUGGACCAACUACCGCGUUGUGUGCAAGGGCCUGACAGUUCAUUUAGGGACCCCGGCAGGUCUUGCUGCCAGAGUGCAGGGGCUGAAUCGGUAUUAUGCGAUGGUAUUCCAGCCUGACAACAAGGUGGCGCUCAUCCAGGCGUGGGAUGAGAAACGCAUUGAGCUAGCCAAGGCAGAUUUCUCUUGGGAGAUGGAGACAGGCUAUGAUGUGACCAUGAAUGUUUGCGGAGACAAGAUCGAAGGGUGUAUUGCUGGAGGACCCCGUCUAACUGCCGUCGACUCACGGUGGUCUUGUGGAGGUAUUGGGCUGUUAUUGACCGACGGCGCUGUGUCGGCCAACCAGUUCGACGUGGAUGGCUUAUAA